Hymenoscyphus albidus is the source of this 909-nucleotide messenger RNA. The record is from the annotation of a GenBank genome assembly. NCBI's taxonomy places the organism in Eukaryota, Fungi, Ascomycota, Leotiomycetes, Helotiales, Helotiaceae.
AUGAAGCCACGUGUUGUUCCUGUUUUUUCUAUUAUUGGCGGUAAACGACAUUCCUCCAAUGUACCAGGAGGAAAGGGUCCUUUACAUAUCCAUAUCGGAACUACCGCACCGGUCCCUACCGUGCUUCAUGUUCAUCGAGAAUCUCGAGAGUUCGCACAGAAGCGAUACAAAUUAGCUUUUGGGCUGGACCACGACCCUAACAAUGGUCAUAUCUAUUUUGAUUUUAAAAGAGAUAUCCUUUACAUUCAUUCCGGCGAUACCAGAAUUUUGGCUCCGCGCUUCAACCAUUGGUGUUGCGAAGAAGAGCGGAUGCAAGUCCAAAGACUUGCUAUACAAGCGCCGAUAAAAGCCCACGAUGAUAUAGAUCCACUCGGUCCUUAUCCUGCUCUGAGAACACUGGAUAUUGUCCUCCGAAACUUUCACGAUCCCAUACCUAAUAUCCGAAAAGCUUUCGAGAAGCCUAUAACGCAUGCCGAAAUGGCUGACCUGGCUUUAUUGACUCCAUUGUUUGACGACGCGACAGAUGCUACUAGAUCCACCAUGCGCCAUGGAGAUACAGCGGUUAAGCGAUAUCGACAACGAUUUGAGUUUUGCGGCGAGCAGGAUAAAUUGGGAGACGAUAGAUCUUUGGAUGAAUGCUUACAAUAUCUGGGGCCCUUUCAGAAGUUGCCACCAGAUAGUCGAGAGCCUUUAUAUCCGAAGAAGGAAGAUGUUACGAUUGGAAUCAAGGUCAUAGGAUGGUACAGUACCAGACGGGCUGUGUUGAAGAUGGCUGAGGGGAGUGACCGAGAGCAGUUUGCUGAUGUUGUUGAUGAGAAUGGCCGAAAAUUAAAGAAGGAAGUUUCUGAGGACGAGACCGAAGGUCUUCCAGUCGCUGAUGCUACCAAGGACGAAGAAGCUACAUUGUAG